AUGUGGCCUCCAAUUUACAAUUUACCCUUACCAGAGGUCAAAUCUUUUAUUGGUGUUAUUUUCGCCGUAACUGGAAAUAUUUUGAUUUCUGUCGCGCUCAACGUUCAAAAAUACGCACAUAAUGAGUUGGAAGAGCUUCAACUCAGCAAACUACGUUCCGCGAGCUAUUCAACUAAUGCUACUCGUUCGCAUCGCCCCACCUCUGACAGAUACGAGGCUCUUUUAAAUCCCGAAACUGAUGAUUAUCUAUAUUUGCAUUCAAAGGCUUGGUGGCUUGGUGUACUGCUUAUGCUAACUGGUGAGGUGGGCAAUUUUAUUGCCUAUGCUUUUGCACCAGCUUCUUUAGUAGCUCCACUGGGAACAGUAGCGUUAAUAUCAAAUGUGAUUCUUGCUCCAAUGAUGCUUAAAGAAACUUUUCGGAAACAAGAUUUAUUGGGAGUAGCAAUUGCGAUUAUAGGAGCGAUUGUCGUUGUCAUCAACUCAAAAACUGACGAGGUUAAGCUUGAUCCUGUUGCGAUAAUUGCUGCCAUGUCAAAAACCAACUCUCUAAUAUACUUUGGAAUAACUAUUUUCACUAUUGUUUGUCUAAUGUCCGUAUCUGAUAAGAUUGGCCCGCAUUUUAUCUUGGUUGACUUAUCGUUAGUCGCGUUAUUUGGUGGUUAUACUGUGCUAUCGACGAAAGCAAUUUCAUCCAUGCUGACUAUGACAUUUGUUCUGAUGUUUGAAGCAUGGAUAACUUGGUUUUUAUUGUUUGUCUUAAUCGUGACUGCAGUAGCACAAAUAAAAUAUCUUAAUAAAGCAUUGCAAAGGUUUGAUUCAACACAAGUAAUUCCCACACAAUUCGUAUUGUUUACUAUGUCCGCAAUAAUUGGGAGUGCAUUAUUAUACAAUGAUUUUGCAGAAAUGGGUUUUUUGAAAGGUCUCUAUUUUUUGGCUGGAUGUCUAUCGACUUUUAUUGGCGUGUAUUUUAUUACCUCGAAUCGUAAUAAAUCGGUACUAGGAGUACGACCACCACUUUCUCGUGUAGGCAGUCUAUCUAUUGAUCCUUUUCAUCAUGUUCGGCCAGAUAGUCAUGGUAUAUACGAUGAAGCUGAUGAUUUGGAACAUAGAUAUACUCCGUAUGCUCUUUAUGUUGGCCAACGAGCAAGAGCUACAAGUAUUCCACGACGACAAUCUAUGUAUUCACAUGCCGCACAUUCAUCUACGCCUCUAUUGUCUAGUGAAUAUAAUCAACACGAUAGCUUAUUACGUUCAAUGAUUCAUGGAAGAUUUUCCACCUCAUCUUUAACAGCGGGUGUAAGUCAAGCGUUGAAUUCUGUUGGUGCUCGACAUUCGCAUGCACUUGGCUUAGAUCAAGUUUUUGAAAAUUACUUGCUGAAAAUGGAGGAAGAACAGAACGCCAAUUCAAGAAAUGACACAGAUGCAAAUCAUAGGCGUAGUCUAUCAGUACCACCUCUUAAUGCAUCUCGACGUGGUCUUCCAAAAUCCCCGACAACAUCAUCAUGUCUUAGCACCUCAUACACAAACUCUUCCUAUUACGAUGAAACAUCUGGUUACAACACUGAUUCGGUAAAUACAGAUGAUGACGAAACGAGAACGAUCAGUGGAUUGACGACUAGUUCAGCCAAUAGCAGCCAACUUGAAUUGUAUUCAAGUAAUGACGCGGAAAGUACAUAUGACGCAUUUCCCGAACUGAGUUAUUUACAAAAUCCGGACGAUUUGCCGGAUUUACCGUAUAGACGGGAUACUAGUCGAAGUGGACGAGGUGGAGAUGGAGGAGGUGGUGGCGAAUUAUCGGAAAGUGAGAGAGAAGAGUAG
Molecule: messenger RNA, 1818 nt
Organism: Ambispora gerdemannii
Lineage: Eukaryota; Fungi; Glomeromycota; Glomeromycetes; Archaeosporales; Ambisporaceae
Source: the annotation of a GenBank genome assembly